UUACUCAGGGACACAGAAUUGUUACUCAGGGACACAGAAUUGUUACUCAGGGACACAGAAUUGUUACUCAGGGACACAGAAUUGUUACUCAGGGACACAGAAUUGUUACUCAGGGACACAGAAUUGUUACUCAGGGACACAGAAUUGUUACUGAGAGACACAGACACAGAAUUGUUACUCAGGGACACAGAAUUGUUUGUUACUCAGGGACACAUAAUCGUUGAAUUAAAGAGUAUGUCAGACAACAUGCAGAGGAGUGGCAGAGGAGGCAAUGUUUUAGGAGCGAGCAGACGUGGCAGCAGAGAGGAAGGGGUCGAGGCAGCACUAGUCGCAGCCAGAGGCCAGUGCUCCCGGUGUCAUCCAGCGGUCGUGUCUCCACCGACAACCCUGCCGUCAUCGAUUGGUUGGCUCGGUCGUCUUCCUCUUCCCAGGUCACCUCUGACACCUACAGCCAACGGUCGGUGUGUACGUCAGACACAACCGUUAGUUGGCAUGGCCCGGGAGCAAGCCCACUGAAAUCACGUGUCCUCUACCUGCCCCUGUCCUUUGCUGUUCCCUCACCAAGCGAAGUAUCGCAUGCUGUGGGCUCAGCCCCACUGUACAGUGAGGAAGAGCUAACAGAGGGCGGUCAGGAACGGGGGGAGACAUCCGCCUCUUCAGCAGCCAGGCGAAGAAGUACUGGCGAGGAGAGUGGCUCGGUAGCCGGUCUAGAGACAGGUCUGUCUCCUGACCCA
This is a messenger RNA of Staurois parvus, 734 nucleotides long. The record is from the annotation of a GenBank genome assembly. Lineage: Eukaryota; Metazoa; Chordata; Amphibia; Anura; Ranidae.